Molecule: messenger RNA, 675 nt
Organism: Didymosphaeria variabile
Lineage: Eukaryota; Fungi; Ascomycota; Dothideomycetes; Pleosporales; Didymosphaeriaceae
Exons: 2
Coding region: 1-675 (224 amino acids)
Biological process (GO): lipid metabolic process
Source: RefSeq, a predicted model, not a curated record
AUGCCCUCGGCAGAGACUGAUGCAACAGGCUUCGUGAGCACAGACACGACCAACAAGCUGAUUGUAAUCGCAUUCCGUGGCUCCAAGAGCAUCGAUAAUUGGGUAGCCAACAUCGACUUUCAGAUGGAAGACGUGAGCUUCUGCUCCGGUUGCCGAGCGCACAGCGGGUUUCUGGAAUCAUGGAACGAAGUGCAAGACGGUGUCAUCAAAGCCGUGCAAGCAGCGCAAGCCCAGUUCCCAGACUUCAAAGUCGUUAUAACGGGCCACAGUCUUGGUGGCGCCAUGGCGACUAUUGGUGCAGCUGCACUACGCACGAUUGACAUUCCUGUGGACCUCUACACGUACGGAGCCCCGAAGUCUGGAAACGAGGAGUGGGCGACAUUCUUGAGCGGAACGGAUAAGGGAGAAAGCUUCCGGGUCGUGCACAAGGAUGAUGUCGUCCCAACACUACCGCCGAGCGUCCCGUUCUUGAUGCCAUAUACGCAUGUGCAGCCGGAGUAUUAUAUCACCACCGGUAACCAGGUGAACGUGACGGGGCAGGAUGUCAAAGUGGUUCCUGAAGGCGAUAACGGUGGUAUGGAUAUUGCCGCGCACUUGUGGUACUUUAACAAAAUCUCGGCUUGCGAUGGACUGUUCGAUCUGAAGGUGAAGCGAAUGGUGGAGGAUCUAUCGUAG